Molecule: messenger RNA, 396 nt
Organism: Helianthus annuus (common sunflower)
Lineage: Eukaryota; Viridiplantae; Streptophyta; Magnoliopsida; Asterales; Asteraceae
Product: receptor-like kinase TMK3
Exons: 2
Coding region: 1-396 (131 amino acids)
Biological process (GO): protein phosphorylation
Molecular function (GO): protein tyrosine kinase activity; ATP binding
Source: RefSeq, a predicted model, not a curated record
AUGUCACUUUUAGGGUAUUCAACUGAAGGGCUCGAAAGAAUUCUUGUUUAUGAUUAUAUGCCUCAAGGUACAUUAAGUAGGCAUCUAUUUCAGUGGAAAAACUUCAAAUUGGAACCACUUUCUUUGAAAAGGAGGUUAGAUAUUGCAUUGGAUGUGGCUAGAGGUAUGGAAUAUCUUCAUACUUUGGCUCAUCAGAGCUUUAAACACCGGGAUCUUAAAUCGUCCAAUAUUUUACUCGCCGAUGAUUUUCGAGCCAAAGUUUCGGACUUUGGACUAGUAAAACUCCUCCCGGAUGGUGGGAAGUCAAUUAUGGCACAGUUGCCACCUCAUGAACCUUCUAUAGUCAAGAAAGUUGUCAACCAUUUCAAGGUCGUUACAACGGUUUUGAAGGUCUAG